AUGAAGGACGAUAUUUUGGCAAUGCGUCAAACCACAGGCUGUGCAGAUCAAAGUCAAGACCCGAGUGUCGAUGCUGCCUCUGGACACUCCCUCGGACAACCCUUGUCUCUCCAUGAUCCGCUCAGUGAAGACCAUGACUGCACGCGACUUUUAAGAAUCGAAGCAGCCAGCGAUGGCGACCCCAUCAUCUGUACCAUGUCUGAGAUUGCUUUUGGUAACAAGCCAAAGUUUGACGCCCUUUCUUACAUGUGGGGGAAUGGUGAAGCUGAGCAAAAGAUUACGAUCAACGGACACGACUUCAGCGUUCGACAAAAUCUUUGGGACGCUUUGCAUUACCUUCGCAAGCACUGUCCGGACACCAGUUACUGGAUCGAUGCAAUAUGUAUCAAUCAAACGAUAUCGAUGAGCGAAACAAACAGGUUCGGAUCAUGCACCACAUCUACUUCAGGGCUCAGACCGUGGUUGUAUGGCUGGGUCAAGGUUAUUCAAGGCAUGAGGCACAAGUGCCUCACCUGCGAUGGUUUUGUCAUAUGA
Molecule: messenger RNA, 534 nt
Organism: Fusarium pseudograminearum CS3096
Lineage: Eukaryota; Fungi; Ascomycota; Sordariomycetes; Hypocreales; Nectriaceae
Exons: 1
Coding region: 1-534 (177 amino acids)
Source: RefSeq, a predicted model, not a curated record